AUGGCCAUCGCGAUAACGUCGCAAGACUGCUCGAAACUCUAUUCGUCUGGAGCUGGGAAUUCGUGGGAGAGUACAUCGUCCGAGCUCCCCAUGAUUGGCGUUAUGUCUUACCACUAUCCACCACUCUCCCCUGCCGACCAUGAGAUGGGUAUGCCACCCCAAGGCUUCAUGCCUUCUUAUACGCUUCCUUCUCAACAACUCUCUUCAAUGACAAUGGUCGACCCUCACGCCCCAUCACUAGGUCAAGAUCAUAGUCUGGAUAUGAACGGGUCCUACUCAGCACCGAGCAAUGCCUCCUUACUGGCUUCUGAGGCAGAAGAGCAACAGCAAAACGGGAACUUGGGCGAGAAGAAAAGAAACAAGCUGGGUUACCAUCGUACUUCGGUGGCUUGUGGUCACUGCCGGCGCCGAAAGAUCAGAUGCAUCACGUCGCCUAAUGAUACACAAGGACGCUGUAUCAACUGCAUUCGUUUGAAGAAAGACUGCAGUUUCUUCCCUGUAGACCAGGCAUCGAUUGACGAUUCACGAAGCAAGCAAACAUCGAAAUCCUCUACAGCUCCAAAAGGAAGCUCGGCAACCUCGUCUCCGGCAACUCCGAUCAGCAACCCAGUUGAGCAGCCCAAGAAGACAAAGCCACCGUUUGUGCCAUCGUCAAAGAGACCUGGGCCAAUUGCAGUUCCCAAGAUUACAGAAGCUGAAGGCGUCAAGGGGUUUCCCCCUCAAACGAAAGCUUCAGGGACUUCACCUACAAGCAUGACCCCUCCAGAAGCCGGAAACCAACAUCCUGCCAGCUGGAUAAUUACAGCACCCGAGCAAAGCCCAACUUCGUCCUCGAAUUUGAGUACUCCAUGGCAUACAUAUGCCACAGGAUCUCCGAUGAGUGCGCAAUUCUCUCCAUUUACGUCAGUGAACCACUCCCCAUCUGGAUGGCCCCCUGUGAACUCGGAGCCAGUACCCCAGGGUGACGUGGACAUGGCUUGGGGUCAGUUUGCACCACCAACACGGUCCAUGUCGUACGGAGGGGAGCCCCUGUCCAGCAACCAUCCUUCUCAGUACUCUUUGAUGGCCCCAGGCCGACAAUUCGAGCGAAGGCCAUCCGCUUUGUCCGAUGCCUAUGCGACUUCUAUGAGCGGUAUGGUCCCUGGGUUCGAUAGCUCCGGCAUGAACACAACGGUCCCCUUCCCACCAAACGCGGUGUCUGCGACCAACUACCCAGCAUGGAGCCAAACACAGGCAUAUCCUGGAUACACAUAUGUGAAGAAUCCAGAGACUUACGGGGAUGAUUGGUCUCACGAAAGGAAGGGACAAGACCAGCAACUUCAGGGAAACUCUGGUCAACAGGUCAUAAGUAAUGCGGCCAUGAAUGCAUAUCAAACCCAACGAUAA
This is a messenger RNA of Fusarium proliferatum ET1, 1386 nucleotides long. RefSeq lists its product as uncharacterized. Gene Ontology annotation, biological process: regulation of DNA-templated transcription. The transcript is spliced from 3 exons. The coding region runs from base 1 to 1386 and encodes 461 amino acids. NCBI's taxonomy places the organism in Eukaryota, Fungi, Ascomycota, Sordariomycetes, Hypocreales, Nectriaceae. Gene Ontology annotation, molecular function: zinc ion binding; DNA-binding transcription factor activity, RNA polymerase II-specific. The record is from RefSeq and is a predicted model, not a curated record.